Messenger RNA from Engraulis encrasicolus (European anchovy), 5678 nucleotides. It is a transcript of the gene kif3b, whose product is annotated as kinesin family member 3B. Gene Ontology annotation, biological process: spindle elongation; microtubule-based movement; mitotic spindle organization. The record is from RefSeq and is a predicted model, not a curated record. NCBI's taxonomy places the organism in Eukaryota, Metazoa, Chordata, Actinopteri, Clupeiformes, Engraulidae. Bases 543 to 2966 code for a protein of 807 amino acids. Gene Ontology annotation, molecular function: microtubule motor activity; microtubule binding; ATP binding. Gene Ontology annotation, cellular component: microtubule associated complex. The transcript has 11 exons.
ACUGCUGCGAUAAAUAAACAGACAUCACUGUUUGCCUGUUAUCUAACACGGGACGACGGUCCCUGGAAUAAAUUGUUUGCCGUUGCUAGGCCCCUGGUUCUACGUUACUGGGCAUCCCCUUUGAUCCUCUUGCACGAUAGUUAACGAGACACCUUUAUAUCCGGAACUUGCAUUUGGUUUUAACACGGGUCUUUUAAGUUACUGAGAUAUUUGAUAAGAUGUUGUUUGUAGUGAAGGUUUACGAAUGUGUGCAAUAUUUCGCUAGGUAGAAAUUCUUGAAUUAUCUAGACGGCUAAUAUUAGCACGCCGCUAACUAGCUAGGCGAUGGCCAUUCCAACCUAUGGAGUUCGGUAGGCAUUAGCUAUAAUAUUGUGUCGGUUUGCAAACUGCCCUUUUCAUUCCAAGUGGCGUCGACACUGGCACUGAUGCUGGCAGUACGAUCACUGUGAAAACAAUCACACCAUUUACUUGAAGCACAAACUUCAGCAGGCAACGCGCUCUUUUGCUGUGUUGUCUGACCCUCGCCCACCCUCAUCGUCAUCAUGUCCAAAAGCAAAAGCGCCGAGUCGGUGAAGGUGGUGGUUCGCUGCCGGCCCAUGAACGAGAAGGAGCGGGCGGCCAACUACGAGCGGGUGGUGUCUGUGGACGUCAAACUGGGCCAGGUGGCAGUCCGCAACCCUCGCGGCUCCUCCCCGCACAAGGUCUUCACCUUCGACUCGGUAUACGACUGGAACUCCAAGCAGGUGGACCUGUACGACGAGACCUUCCGGCCGCUGGUCGACUCGGUGCUGCUGGGCUUCAACGGCACCAUCUUCGCGUACGGCCAGACGGGCACGGGCAAGACCUACACCAUGGAGGGCGUGCGCAACGACCCCGAGCGCCGCGGCGUCAUCCCCAACUCCUUCGAGCACAUCUUCACGCACAUCUCGCGCUCGCAGAACCAGCAGUACCUGGUGCGCGCCUCCUACCUGGAGAUCUACCAGGAGGAGAUCCGCGACCUGCUCUCCAAGGACCAGGCGCGCCGCCUGGAGCUGAAGGAGCGGCCCGACACCGGCGUCUACGUCAAGGACCUCUCCUCCUUCGUCACCAAGAGCGUGCGCGAGAUCGAGCACGUGAUGAACGUGGGCAACCAGAACCGCUCGGUGGGCGCCACCAACAUGAACGAGCACAGCUCCAGGUCGCACGCCAUCUUUGUCAUCACCAUCGAGUGCAGCGAGAUGGGCGUGGACGGCGAGAGCCACAUACGCGUCGGAAAACUCAACCUAGUAGAUCUGGCGGGAAGCGAACGACAGACCAAGACGGGUGCCCAAGGCGAGCGGCUGAAAGAGGCCACCAAGAUCAACCUGUCGCUGUCGGCCCUGGGCAACGUGAUCUCGGCGCUGGUGGACGGCCGCAGCACGCACAUCCCCUACCGCGACUCCAAGCUGACGCGCCUGUUGCAGGACUCGCUGGGGGGCAACGCGCGCACCGUCAUGGUGGCCAACAUCGGGCCGGCCUCCUACAACGUGGAGGAGACGCUGACCACGCUGCGCUACUCCAAUCGCGCCAAAAACAUCAAGAACAAGCCGCGCGUCAACGAGGACCCCAAAGACGCGCUGCUCCGAGAGUUCCAGGAGGAGAUUGCACGUCUCAAGGCCCAGCUGGAGAAGAAGUCAGGCCGGCGGAAGAAGAAGCGGCGCCGCAGGAGGGGCGGAGAGGCCGGGGACGAUGGCGGAACGGAAGACGACGAGGACGAUGAGGACGACGAUGGGGAGGAUGAGGACGGAGAAGAGGAGUCGGGGCCCCAGGGGGACAAGCCGGACUACUGGCGGGAGCAGCAGGAGAAGCUGGAGAAGGAGAAGAAGGCCAUCCUGGAGGACCACAGCCUGGUGGCCGACGAGAAGAAGCGGCUGCUCAAGCAGAAGGAGCGCAAGAUGGACGACCUGUCCAGGGAGAAGGAGGCCAGCGAGCUCCUCGGUGCCAAGAUUAAGGCCAUGGAAAGCAAGCUGCUGGUUGGAGGAAAGAACAUUGUCGACCACACUAACGAGCAGCAGAGGAUCCUUGAACAGAAACGCAAGGAGAUUGCAGAACAGAAACGGCGGGAGCGUGAGAUGCAACAGCAGGUGGAGUGUCAGGACGAGGAGACACUAGAGUUGAAGGAGACCUACAGCUCUCUACAGCAGGAGGUGGACAUCAAAACCAAGAAACUAAAAAAGCUCUUUGCCAAGCUGCAGGCAGUGAAGUCUGAGAUCCAAGACAUUCAGGAGUCGCACAUUAAGGAGAGACAGGACCUGGAGCAGAACCAGAACGAGCUCACCAGGGAACUCAAACUCAAGACUCUGAUCAUGGAGAACUUUAUCCCCUUGGAGGAGAAGACCAAGAUCGAGAACAGGGCCUUCUUUGACGAGGAGGAUGACUGCUGGAAGCUGAAGCCCAUUACCCGGAUAGAGAGUGAUGAUCAGAAGAUGAUGACGAGGCCGGUGUCUGCGGUGGGCUACAGGAGGCCGCUCAGCCAACAUGCUCGACUGGCCAUGAUGAUGCGACCAGAUGUCAGAUACAAGGCUGAGAAUAUCCUGCUGCUGGAGCUGGACAUGCCCGGCCGGACCACCAAGGAGUACGAGGAGCCCGUCAUCGCGCCGAAAGUGGCGGCGGCGCUGGAGGAUGCACUGCGCGACGAGGAUGAGAUCCAGGUGGAUGCCGGCCUCUACAGCGCCGGGUGCAGCCCCGGACUUGGUGGAGGCGGAGGGGGAGGCCUCGGCCUCGGCGGGGGCGGCGGCUACGGAGGCCUUGCCAUCAGCCUCAGCUCUAGCUCCAGCAGCCUGGGAGCCAUCAGCCCCGGAGCAAGCUCCAGCUCCGGCUCCGCCAAGAAGCCCAAGUCAGGCCGCCCCAAAACCGGCAAGAAAGUGAGCACCCCCACGUCCGCACACAGCCCCUCGGCGACCAGCCACGCCCUCUACCCACAAUCCCGUGGGCUUGUGCCAAAGUGAUCGCCACACUGCUCCUGGCCCCACUCGGCCUGCCAACCUUGUACUGUUGUUGUUAACCACCCCCCUCCACCCACGACCUGAAUGAUGCUGGAUCACAAGGAAUGACUCACCGCCCAACUCCCCCAUUACUUCAAUCCACCACCAACCCUAAGCCUCCUCCUCCUCCUCUCCUCAUAUACAAUCGUCCCUACCCUACACUUCUACCCUUCACCAUCCCUGCCAACUGCUUUCAAGUUCAGGAUGUCAAGACUUCAGUCUUACCUGUUGACCAACUAUAUUGUAGCCUGGCAUGAUCAGAUAAGACGACAAUCCUACUACUACUACCACUAAUAAUAAUGGCAGGCAUUGUGUGAACAACCGUAUUCCCACCCCAAACACGCCACUCCUCUUACUGCUAGCCUACACAGAUGUCCUCAGCAUCGAAUUCAAAUGAGCGCAAACACAACAACAACAAAAACAAAUGGACCUCAGAAACCAGCCACCAACCACCCAGGGGAGUGGCCAGUAGGUGAUGUCAUCACUGAGACGGUGAUCCUUGGCUCAUGUUCUAAUGGAGGUCUUCCUGGUUCCUUACUCUGCUACAUUGAUGUUCACCAAGAACUCAUGCUGUUGUAACGAAAACUAAAGACAUGCUGGCGUACUUUAUAUGGCCCCUACUUGAACCAUAGGCCUAUUUUAUGUCUCCUGUGUGUCCGUGUUUGUUAAUGUCCAUAUGUAUGUUUGUUUACUUUUUUAAAAUGUGUGUGCGCUGUAAUGAAAUUGUCCGUUAAAACAGAUUUUUUUUUCGUAAGGGUAGCUGGUUUUGUCACAGCAUGCCGUUGGGGGUGGCGCGGUGUGACCAGUCAAGACACUGCGCUGUGUCCAUAAUACCAGGUGUAUUGCUCUUGUGUACGUGGGCUUCUCUCUUUUUAUUACUACUUCAGAUGUUGGGUUUACAAAUGAAAAGCGUCACUAUUGGAAUUGGCAGCUGUGAGGUGGAGAUGAAGAAGGCUUUAAAUGGGCUUUUCUUCUUCGACCCUAGCAAGCCCUGCUGAUGAGUCUUAAAAUAAGACAUGAAAAGAAGAUGCUGCACCCUACUGCGCUGCGCCACACGCUCCACGCUGCCAGACGGAUUUCUGAUUAGUCCACUGUCUUCUCUUUCUCUCCCUCUCUCUCUCUCUCUCUCUCACUCUGGAGUACCUGAGCCGGAGAGGAGAGGGAGCCAAGGUGGGGGGCCGAACGGUGAACGAGGGUCAAUGCCAACCAAAAACCAUCAGGGUUCCAAGGUGCCUUAAAGAGUUCCCCACAUUUUCUUUUUGUUUGUUUGUUUGUUUUUCAAAGUUGGAAGAAAGAUUUACACAAAAAGAUUCAACGUUGAGUGCAUUUCUUAUGGAGCCAAGUGUCCCUUUGCAUUUCAAAAACUCCCGAUUUCAAAUAUUGUUGAAGAUUUUAGAGGAGAUUAGCUGACCGAGAAUACUUGACCUCAGUUCUAGUUUCGAAACUUGCUGGAAAACCUUUUGUGGGGCGAAACCUUACAAUGCAGACAGCCACCUUGCAUUGGGUUAAUGACUCUGGGAUUGUAAACAUGAACCUAAACCCCAUGGGAGAUGCAGGUUUGAACCCCAUUCGGCCCCUUUCCAGAAUCUGUGAUUGUUGGCCUGGCCUGUCCCCCCCCCCUCCGCACUACACCUCACCUCCCCAGUCCUGUGUUUGCAAACCCCAGGGUCGUGCCACUGCUACUGCUGACGCUGCUGCUGUAGGGUUACCCUGCCCAAUCAUCCCCACUCUCACAUCACCUAGCUUGCAGUUAUAUGUGUACAUGUACAGAGUUGUCUAUAGGGGAAUUAAUGCAGAGCCGUUGUUGCUGUUAUGUAAUUAAUGAGAGAGAUUAAAACACAAGAUUAAAGCAAUCUUAGAGGUUGAGAAAGAGGCUAAGUUAUUGCAAUACCACAUUUGUAUGUCAUUUCCAUGUACCAACAGUUGUAGAUAUGGUUUAUCAUUUUUUGACAUUUUUUAUAUGAAAAAGAUAUAGAUUCCGUUGUUUAUUUUUUGAUGUCUAUUAUUUAAAGUUGUCCAUACAUUUAUUUUUGCAUUUACUGAGGUGUUUUUUUUUUUUUUAAAUCCCACAAAGUAAAUGUAUUUCCUGUUCAUUUGCUUUACAAUGGCGUUAAUAUGAUUUGCAUUUUGCAAAUACAGUACACAACAUCUUUGUGGUGAGGCUAUAUAGUACUUAAGAUAUUAAGGAAUUGUUAAGAGAGAGGGAGUUGAACGUCAGGAUGUUUUAAUGUUUGCACAAGAAAUAUACAAAAGAUGUGUAAUAGGCUUAAUACGGCCCUUUAAUAAUAAGUCACUUAAGAACCCCUAUGGACCAUCCACGGCUUAUCACUACCUUUUGCUCAGCAUGACCUGAGAGCAGAAAGCUGGUAACCUCGUUGCUAGACUUAACACGGUAACGGAAAUGUGAAUGUUUUUUUCCCUGUCAUGAGUCCUACAAAAAAAACACUACAACCCUCGUUAGGUAGUCGUAGCCACUGAACAAAGACUGAUCUGAAUGAAAUUAUCAACCCAGGAAAGAUUUUUUUUUCUCUACCCCAUCCUGUAAUAUUGAUGUUGCAAGAGCUGUUUUAGCCAACUGAGAUGACGCAUUCUUAAUGUAUGGCUGACCAGGAAUUGCACACAUUGUCAAUGUAUUUUACUUAUCUUUUUUUAAAAAUAAAGAAACCUCGUAAUAUA